Messenger RNA from Bursaphelenchus okinawaensis, 1009 nucleotides. NCBI's taxonomy places the organism in Eukaryota, Metazoa, Nematoda, Chromadorea, Rhabditida, Aphelenchoididae. The record is from the annotation of a GenBank genome assembly.
AUGACCAAGUUCUUCAUCAGACGUACCAUCAGCGAUCCGCCGUCCCCAGCCAAAGACCUGUCGAUUCUGGAAAAAUGUAUUGGCAAGGUCAGUAUGAGGUUACUCCGUAAUUACUGUGGUUGACGCAAAAAGGGUGACAUUUUUUAAAAGACUAUGUUUUAGAAUAAGAAAUGCAUAAAUUUCUUCUUUUUUUAAUAACGAUUUUAUGUUGUUUUAGUUCUAUUCUGUGUUGACAUAUCUGAUAUUCUUGAUGUUCUUCAUCCUGGCAGUGGUUAGUAUCUUUAAGAAGCCAAUCAAUACUGGCUUUCUUCAAUUUGACAGUCUUAACAAACAUGACCCGAACUACUACAGCUACAAAAGUGUCAUUACUCUGUCUACCGUAUUCUUCGCAGCUAUUGCCGGAGGGUUUGUGGCAAAGAUAUUACGAUUGCCAUUACUCUUUGGUAAGGUUUUAAAGUCGUAUUAUCUUAUUAUUUACUUUUUGUAACAAACGAAUAUCUUUAGCGUAGUAAACACUUAAAGUACAGUAAUAAUAAUAACGUGCAGUAAAUACCUUUGUCUUACAGGAAUGUUGAUAAGUGGUUUGAUACUGAGAAACUUUGCUUUUUGGAAAUACUCAUUGUUUGUGCAUCCGAGUUUGAGUAACUUUGUACGAAAGUUUGGAUUCAUGGUGGUACUGUUGCGAGCCGGUCUUGCUGUAGAUAUUGGAGCAUUAAAGAGGUUUAAGGUAGGUUAAUUUUAUUUUUACAGUAUCUAAUUAGAGAUAGACAACUGUACUUAUUAAAGCGACUGUGUUUAAACGUAUUAGAGGUCCAUGUUAUCAAAUCGAUAUUAAAAGGUCCGAUGAUAUUAUAUUCUGAAACUGUAGAUGUUGAGAGUAACAUAAAUAUUUCAGUGGACUGCCAUUUGGCUAGCCAUAGUUCCCAGCACUGUGGAAGCCAUCUUCGUCAUGCUACUCGGGUACCCCUGGCUUGAUUUAGCCCCAGUAUUCUCCUUUCUACUUGGCUAG